GACAGUGGUGUCCGGCCAUUAAGAGCUUUCCUGUUCACAUCCACCAAACCCGUUUGGAUUAAGAUCCGGACAGUUUCGACAUUGCUGGGGCUUCCCCACAUGGCACAAGAAAGGGGAGUCCGUCCAGAUUCCUCAGGGCAUUGGACAUCAAUCCUACCAGUCAUGCAAAGGGCUUUCACCACCUCACAAUGCCCACUAUAUGCAGCCCAUGACAAUGGUGACCAUCCUCUAUCACUAUCCCCUGGAUCAUCAAGCAAGGACUGA
This is a messenger RNA of Hyaloscypha bicolor E, 264 nucleotides long. RefSeq lists its product as uncharacterized. The record is from RefSeq and is a predicted model, not a curated record. The transcript is spliced from 2 exons. The annotation marks the transcript as partial. Lineage: Eukaryota; Fungi; Ascomycota; Leotiomycetes; Helotiales; Hyaloscyphaceae.